UUUAUUUUGAUGCAGAGAAACACGACUUGACUCGACAUGUUUGUGAUCUGUUUUAGUUUUAAUGAUUUUGUUUAGUACAUACCGGAAUAUGUUUCGGUGAGUAGGUGUGUUGCUUAGACUAAUGAAAUUCAAAAUCAAGAGAGAUUUUCCCACUUUUAUUUGAUCUGCUCUUCUCUUCUGAGGCAUGACUGUGAGCCUUUCAACAGCAGUGUCAAAAUUUGGCAUGGCAGCAACAAUGAUAUUAGGAGCAGUGAUUGGUAACCAAAUCCGGAAGAAACAAAAGGAAUCCACACCAAAUGUAAUAGAGUCAAGCCAGAGUCAUCUUUUCAAGGAGAAAUCACUCGUCAAGAAUGGAGAGACAAAGGGAGGAGCAACCAUCUUGGAUAUUCAUGAGAGGCUACAAGAUCUGGCCCUCAGCUGUAUGCCCAGCAGCCCUACAACUUCAUUCUAUUUGGAGAGAGGAAAGAAGAUGUGCCAGCAGUUCUUGCAAACAAAUGGCUUUCUCAAGGACAACUCAGAGUUAUGGAUGAGCGAGUGGAUGGAGAGGACAGACUGGGUAGACGGCGAUGAGUAUUGGACUAAAAUGCCCCCACUGCGGCCUCUUGCCCAACCAUCCUACACAAGCACACUGUUAGCUGGGUUGAUGGCGUUGUGGUAUCUAAGCUGCAGUAAAGACUUCUGUAAAGGGAAUUUUUCUACAGAUGUGACACUGAUGGCAACCCUAAAGAAGGUGAUGGAUGAAAAGAAUUCUCCUGCAGUACCUCUUGUGUUGAGAAUCAUUGCCAACAUAUUAGCUGUUACAGAUGAUCCCCAGCCACUCUAUAAGACAGGGCUAGUGGACGUUUUAACUUCUUCCAGAGAGCACAGUGCUUCUGAUGUCUUCCUUCCAGCAUGGAGAGGCCUGCACAAUCUUAAACCUGAGAAAAGCAAAGUUACUGGCAAGAACAUCAUAUAUGAAGAAGGUGUUUACCCAUACAUCAUGCCAGAUGUAAUGCAAAGUGAUAAUGCAGAGGUAGACAUCAUAUUGGUUCAUGGGAUACGAGGAGGAGCAGAACUGACAUGGCGACAACAUGAUCAGGAGAGAGAGAAACCCCUGUUAACACAAGAGCAACGGCAAAAGAUACUCUCAGGGCAGUUUGAGUCAGAUAUAGAUAACUUUUAUACUUCAUGCUGGCCAUUAGACUGGCUGGUUCCUUCCAUUGAUGUGCCAGUGAGGGUUCUUGCUGUGGAUUAUGAAGCUAACUGGUGGCACUGGGGUAGCAGUUGUCCAGAAGAGGCUUUAGGAACUGUAGCAAGUCACAGCAGAAAGAUAGCAAAAUCUUUAGAAGCUGCUGGUGUUGGAGAACGACCAGUUGUAUGGAUCACUCACUCAAUGGGUGGUCUUAUUGUCAAGGAUAUGCUGAUGAAUGAUGCGGUCCAGCAGAGCAACUCGUCUACAAAACUGGAGGAUCAUUCUGAAAGCCUAAGAGUCCCAUCAAAUUUUGAUGCCAAAAUGAAUUUAUCUAGUCAGACCUUAGGUAUUGUUUUCUUUAGUGUACCACAUUAUGGUUCACCACUUGCCUCCUCUGUCACCAGGGGCAUAUUACGUCACAUACUGAAACCCUCCUCCGAAAUCUUUGACAUGAGAGAAGAGUCGCCAGUACUACAAGAGCUCCAUCAGUCUUUUCUUCGCUUGGUAGAGACUCGGGGCAUAGCUGUCCUGACACUUAAUGAGUCCCAUCCAGUGCACCAUAAAGCCACAGGACUCAACCUCCUCUUUGUCCCACCAGAAUACGGAACAUCUGGAGUUGGGGAGUUUUAUGAAGCAGAUGCUUGUCAUGUUGACAUCUGUAAACCCUUAAGCAGGCAUGCAGAAUCAUAUCAGAAGGUGCUUGCAUUUCUCCAGGACAUAGUCAGUAGAGUAUGAAGUUGUUAGUGUGGUAUGGACUUAUACAUCACAAUAUAUUGCCUUACAAUGUAGCCUUCCAUAUGUUUUAUUAUUUAAGGGUAAUGAUACUUAUAUUUUCCCAUUUGUUUUAUUUGAAGAAAAAAAUGUGAGUAUAUACAUUAUAUACAGAUUAUUUCUUUAAAUAUUAUUGAACAGAUUUCAUGGGUAGAUGCCUUUGUUCAGUUCUUUGAAUAUAUUGCAAUUAUAUUAUUUAUAUUUUAUUGUGAUAUUCAGAGCUCAAUGGUUGUUUUAGUUCAUAAGGUCAUGAAGAUAAUGAGGCACUACAGUUUUUGGGUAGUACUUUAUGAAGUGGCACUUAUUUAUGUUUUUUAAUGGAAUGUCGGUGUAGUAGAUGGCCUUUGAGGAGGUAGCUUGUGUGUGGUGACUGUAGGUUGGAAAGUUGAGUGACGUCAUUUUAAAGUAGCUAAUAUUGUUAGCAGUUGAUGCUAAUCUCCAUAGCUAAAACCAUUUGUACUAGGUAGUUUUUACUUAUUAGUAGAUUCAUGAAAGAUAAAAUGAAUAAUGAGGAAUAUUGAAAGGUUAUUUGCUAAUAUUUUAAAUUGACAAACCAUAAAACUUUACUGCCAUCCUAUUUUACAGGUAUACAUUGGUGUGUGUGUAUAAUUUGUUAACUUAUUGCAAAGUAUUUGCAAAUGUUAAGUUUUGGCCAUAAAUGUAUUUACUUCUAUUUUUUGAUAGGAUUGUUACAAUAUCAGGACAAAUAUUUAUUAAUAAUAAAAAUUAUAUUCAA
Molecule: messenger RNA, 2678 nt
Organism: Penaeus indicus
Lineage: Eukaryota; Metazoa; Arthropoda; Malacostraca; Decapoda; Penaeidae
Product: protein SERAC1-like
Exons: 15
Coding region: 185-1906 (573 amino acids)
Source: RefSeq, a predicted model, not a curated record